Scophthalmus maximus (turbot) is the source of this 2142-nucleotide messenger RNA. It is a transcript of the gene ngs, whose product is annotated as notochord granular surface. The transcript is spliced from 11 exons. Gene Ontology annotation, biological process: skeletal muscle organ development. The record is from RefSeq and is a predicted model, not a curated record. Gene Ontology annotation, cellular component: intermediate filament; Z disc; sarcolemma. NCBI's taxonomy places the organism in Eukaryota, Metazoa, Chordata, Actinopteri, Pleuronectiformes, Scophthalmidae. Bases 22 to 1809 code for a protein of 595 amino acids.
UCCUUGACGUAACUGUGAUAAAUGUUUGUAGCCCCGCUCACCCAGGGGCUGGGAAGGUUCAACAUUCCUCUGUGGCGCAGAGGGAAGGGCUGGGGGGGAUAUAAAGACCCCACCGAGGGGGCAGAAGCGAAGAGUGAGCAGUUUCCAUUUGUCCAGCAGAAGUUCCAGCAGCUGCAGGAGAGUUUCAACAUGAGCCGCAGUCCCGAGAGGAUGUCUUCGUACCGCCGUCACUUCGAGGGCGCCUUGACCGCCACUGCUGCGGCGCAGUUCCGGGUCUCCAGCCCCUCUCCCACCCGCAGGGAGACCCAGACCCGCCACCGCUCGGUCAGCUUCACCCGCAGUGGUGGGACGGUGGGGCGCAGGGCCCUCUCCAAUAAGGCCCGCACGACCAGCAGUGUGAGUAUGGGAGCGCUCUGCUUUGGUAUGUCCAUUGGUCUUGGGCCAAAACUAGACCUGGACGCAGCUGCAGCGGAGAACCAGGUCUUCAUGAUGACUAGAACCAAUGAGAGGCAGGAGAUGGUGGCCCUCAAUGACCGACUGGCAGCUUACAUUGAAAAGGUGAGAACACUGGAGUCGGAAAACAAACUGCUGGAGGUUGAGAUCGAGGCCCUGAAGGGUCGCCAUGUCAAACCGUCAGGCCUCAGGCAGCUGUACGAGUCUCAGCUGAGGGAACUCAACAGGGAGGCUGAGCAGAUGAGAGUCCAGAGGGAUAUGUCUUUGGCAGCCAAGGAGGCGAUGUUGGGCCAGUUGGACAUGAUAAAGGCCAAAUAUGAUGACGCUGUGUUGUCCAGGAAGAAGGCAGAGCAUGACAUUGAGUCACUACGUCCAGACGUGGAUAAAGCGACCUCAGCCCGGAUUACUCUGGAGAAGCAGCUGGAGAACCUGGAGACUGAGCUGGCCUUCCUGCAGAGAGUUCACAAGGAGGAAAUCGAGGAGCUCGUGCAGCAGAUCUAUUCAGCAACCGCCAAGGUGGACAUGACCUUCGGCCUCCCAGACCUCUCCUCCGCUCUAAGACAGAUUCAGUCUCAGUAUGACAGCAUCGCCGCCAAAAACCUACAGGAAAUGGACACCUGGUACAAGGCAAAGUUUGAGGACCUGGGCAAAGCCUCCAACAAACACAUUCAAAGUGUUCGAAGUGUGAGAGAGGAAAUCGCAGGCUAUAAGAAGGAUGUCCUCAACAAGGAGCGGGAAUUAGAGGCACAGAAGACAAGGAAUGAGUAUCUGGAGGCGCAGAUCCGUGACGCAGCCGUGAAAUACAAAAAGGAGGAGGAGGAUUUACAGGAACGUAUAGAAUCGAUUAAACUGGACCUGAACGUGACGAAGGAGAAGAUAGCUCUGCUGCUGAGGGAAUAUCAGGACCUACUUAAUGUAAAGAUGGCUCUGGAGAUCGAGAUAACCACCUACAGGAAGCUGAUCGAAGGGGAAGACAGCCGUCUGAGCAACAUGGUUCAUUACCUGUGUCUGACUGGAGGCCUGUCCCUCACUUCCAGCGUUAGCAUGCGCGCUGCCUCAGCUUCAGCUCUAGAGAGCCAUGCACCUGCAGCAACGUCAGAGCUGCGUGACGCCUCCAGUGAGAGGGGCAGCGGAGCGGCUGAGAAGCCGGUGGAUGCCAGAAGAGCACGAGUGGAGGUGGUCUCAUCAGACACCCAGACAGACGGGAGCUUAGACUCAAAGCAGGCUACAGAGAUGUCCGAGAGGAAGACUCUCCUCAUCAGAACAGUUAAGACAGAUGGGGACACGUAUGAGAGCAACACACAGGAGCGCACCAUCACCAUUUCUGGAGCAGCCGAUGACACAGAUGAAGAAUAAUCCCUUUAUCUUUUACCUGCCAACUAUAUUCUGAACUUCAUUUCAUGUUACUUAAGUCAGAUUCUUUUCUUAAGUCUUUGAAAAAUGCUCAAGUUAAAAAAUUAAUCUGAGAGAGAACACACUGUACAACAGCAAGGGGAAUACCACCUUGUAUUGCAAUGUCCAUUUCAACGGUUGUGUUCAUCUUCCACGGAGACUUCACACUGUGGCCCGUCAGUCUGCUCUGCCUGCUCCUAACUUCUUCAGCCUCUCCUCGCCUCUCAGCUCAUUUAAUCCUCCUGUGUCCAGCGACUCUGUCUUUGAAAGUAACAAAAUAAAGUGCAAGCAAGUAUA